Messenger RNA from Sphaerodactylus townsendi, 2075 nucleotides. RefSeq names its product ADP ribosylation factor interacting protein 2 (gene ARFIP2). NCBI's taxonomy places the organism in Eukaryota, Metazoa, Chordata, Lepidosauria, Squamata, Sphaerodactylidae. The record is from RefSeq and is a predicted model, not a curated record. Gene Ontology annotation, biological process: regulation of Arp2/3 complex-mediated actin nucleation; intracellular protein transport. Gene Ontology annotation, molecular function: protein domain specific binding; phospholipid binding. Gene Ontology annotation, cellular component: trans-Golgi network membrane.
UUGCUGGGUCUCUUCCGCCGCCGCCGCCGGCAGCUCCAUCGGGGCCCUCCGCCACUUCCGGUCCGGCCGCCGUGGCUCGUGACGCGGCUUCCGGCACCCCCGCCCCGCCCCCUCCGCCGGAUCUGAGGCCCCCAGGCUCCGGGACGGGCCCGGCGGCGGCGGCGGCGGCGGCAGCUGCAGACUCUGAGCAUGACUGACCGGCUGAUGAGCAAAGCGGCCACCAUGGAGAUCCCCAUCCACGGCAACGGAGACUCCAGGCGGCUCCAGGAGGAUGACGGGCUGGAGCAGGACCUGCAGCAGGUGAUGGUGUCGGGGCCCAACCUGAACGAGACCAGCAUCGUGUCUGGGGGCUACGGAGGCACGGCGGAGGGCAUCAUUCCCACCAGCUCCAUCAAAGGGUCUCUUCUUCCAUCUCACCCACCCCAAGGACCACUCAUCUCCCCAGUCCUGCCUGCCAGCCAGAUAGCUGUGCCAGGGUUGCUGUCACUGGCCAAGCUUCAGGCUCCACUUGUUCUACUCCCAGCCAGGCUCCUGAUCGAUGCAGGAGGCUGGGAUCGCUGUAGAGAAGUUCGAUGUGGUCAAGAAGUGGGGGGCAUCAACACGCAUAAGGUGCGCUUUUCCUGUACGUGGGUGGGCUACGAGGAAGCCUCAUGGCUCAAGCUGCACUUCCUGACCUGAGCUGGAGACGAGAUCGAGCUGUUGCGGGACACUAAGCUUAGUACGAAGGCUCGCCUGGCUGGCCCCUCACUCAGCCACCUCUUUGGCUACAGCCUGGUCCAGACCCAGCACGCCCUGGCAGACGCCUUCUCCGACCUCAGCCAGAAGUCCCCGGAGCUCCAGGAGGAGUUUGGGUACAACGCAGAAACCCAGAAGUUGCUCUGCAAGAACGGAGAGACGCUCCUGGGGGCUGUCAACUUCUUCGUGUCCAGCAUCAACACCCUGGUCAACAAGACCAUGGAGGACACCCUCAUGACGGUCAAGCACUACGAGGCGGCCAGGCUGGAGUACGAUGCCUACCGCACAGACCUGGAGGAACUGAGACUCGGGGUUCACAGGGGAUGCACCCUUCUGCACCGCUUUGGACGCCAGCUAACCCCAGCCCACCUCCGCCAAGUAUGAUUGAAGGCUGCGGAAGUGGCCGACGCGGUCAUCAAGCUGAAGUUCCUGGAGGGAGAACAAGGCAGGGUGAAGGUGAUGCACAAGCAGCUGCUGCUCUUCCACAACGCCAUCUCCGCCUACUUCGCCGGCAACCAGCAGCAGCUGGAGCAGAGCCUGCGGCAGUUCAGCGUCAAGCUGAAGAGCCCGGCGCCUGGCAAGCCCUCCUGGCUGGAGAGAGCAGUGAACCUGAGCUCCCUCGGCCAUGCUCCCCCCCCUGCCCUCUGCUCCAAGGGACUCCAAGGACUCUUGACCUGCCGGGACCAGCAGGGGAUCUCCUCCCCCACCUCCUAGCUGAGGGCCUGUACUCCACCUGCCCCCCCUGCUGUGGCCCUCCCUCGCUUUUUUUCUAAGCACUGGUUUAGCGGAGUGCUCCAAGGGGCGCUUCCUGGAGAAAGGCACUGCCUCCUCCGCUCCAGGAGGCCUGGGCAGCCUCCCCCCACACCCCCCCCCGCCGUUCAAAGACAUUUCCAGCCCUCCCUCAGCCAGGACUGGGGGGGGGGGGGGCCUGGCAGAAGAGCCUCCCCGCCCCCUUCCUGGCCAGAAUCUGGCAGGGGGUGGGAGAGGUCCUGUUUCUUCCCACUGUUCUGCCCUGCAGCGGGGGGGGGAGGGGGCUCUGGCUGAGGGCUGGAGAAGGCCUUCGUAGGUCUUCAUUUGCUGCUAUUUGGGGGGGGGGGGGGGGGGUGGGUGUGUGAGGAGCCUGGAGCGCCCUGGGACUAUGGACCGAGCUCCAGCCAGACCCUGCCCGGGGGCCGAGGGGCUCUGGGAGGGAUCAAGGCCAGUAGCCCCCUCUGACGUUCCUGAGGGGGGUGGGAACUGCUGCGUGGGGGAGGGUCCAGCUCCUCUUCCUGCCCAGUGAAGCCCCCCCCCCCAAUGCCUACUACAGUCUGUAAAGAUUCCAGAAUAAACGGUACGAAGCA